Molecule: messenger RNA, 603 nt
Organism: Trichoplax adhaerens
Lineage: Eukaryota; Metazoa; Placozoa; Uniplacotomia; Trichoplacea; Trichoplacidae
Exons: 7
Coding region: 1-603 (200 amino acids)
Biological process (GO): transcription by RNA polymerase II; transcription initiation at RNA polymerase II promoter
Cellular component (GO): transcription factor TFIIA complex
Source: RefSeq, a predicted model, not a curated record
AUGGCUGGAGCAGGCAAGGAAUCCACUCCCGCUGGUCUCUACCAUUACGUUAUUAAUGAUGUUAUUAGAAGUAUACGCCAAUCUUUUCUAAAUCGUGGUGUCGAUGAACAAGUUUUACAAGAGUUAAAAUCGCAGUGGGAACUUAAAAUUGUUCAAUCGAGAUCGGUCAAAGAAUUUGUUGCCGAAGAUCAACGUACAGCAAGUGCAUCAAAUGUUAUGUACCCACAUGGCAAUAGGUUUCCUAUAGACGCUUUAUCUCAGGUUAAUAAUACCAGGCAUAGCAAAGGUACUUUUAGUGUAUAUAUAUUUACGUCUCAAACCAAGUGCUUAUUAAAUAAUGCCUCCGAAUUUCCGUCUUAUUCUGCAAGUACUGGAGCAAAAUCGGCUAAACUUGAGGAUGAUGAGCCAUUAAAUACAGAUGAUGACGCUUCGGAUGAAGACGAUAUUGACUCGUUUGAAUGCGAUAAUGUUAUUGUUUGUCAAUAUGAUAAGGUUACUCGUGCCAGAUCGAAAUGGAAACUACAUUUAAAAGAUGGUAUCAUGAACAUAGGUGGAAAUGACUACGUUUUUAAUAAAGCUAGUGGAGAUUGUGAUUGGGCUUAG